AUGUCCAUGACACAAGAGAACUGCGCCGUCGUCCGCGACGGCUUCCCGCGCCCAUUCCCCAACACGCCCUCCAAUGUCCUCGACCAGUUCAAGAUGGCCGGCAAGGUCGUGACCGUUACAGGAGCGGCUGAUGGGAUCGGGUAUGCAGUCGCCGAGGCCAUGGCGGAGGCUGGGGCGGCGGUUGCGCUGUGGUAUAAUUCAAACGACGCUGCUGUUGCAAAGGCAGAGGCGUUGGCGAAGGAGCAUGGUGUUAAGACUGUUGCGUAUAAAGUUGAUGUCUCCGACCCCGAGGCAGUGCAAAAGACCAUCGCCAGCGUGGUGAAGGACUUUGGACGCAUCGACGUAUUCAUUGCCAACGCCGGAAUGGCCAUCUCAAAACCAAUCCUCGAACAAACCCUCCCCGAAUACAAGAAACAGCUCUCCGUCAACGUCGACGGCAUCGUCCACUGCGCCAAAUACGCCGGCGAGGUCUUUGCGCGCCAGAACAGCGGAAACCUCAUCAUCACCUCUAGCAUGAGCGCCCACAUCGUCAACGUGCCCACCGACCAGCCCAUCUACAACGGGACCAAGGCCUUUGUGACGCACUUUGGCAAGUCGCUGGCGCGGGAAUGGCGCGAGUUUGCCCGCGUCAAUAUCGUGUCCCCCGGCUUCUUUGAUACCAAGAUGGGGGCGAGUCCGCUGGCGGUUAAUGAGGCUUACCGGAUGGCGGUCCUGGGGAGACAGGGCCAUACGAAGGAGAUUAAGGGCCUUUAUCUUUACCUGGCGAGUGAGGCGAGUAGUUAUAUGACUGGGAGUGAUGUGCUGAUUGAUGGGGGGUAUGUUCUUCCUUAA
Molecule: messenger RNA, 831 nt
Organism: Aspergillus puulaauensis
Lineage: Eukaryota; Fungi; Ascomycota; Eurotiomycetes; Eurotiales; Aspergillaceae
Exons: 4
Coding region: 1-831 (276 amino acids)
Cellular component (GO): intracellular anatomical structure
Molecular function (GO): oxidoreductase activity, acting on NAD(P)H, oxygen as acceptor
Source: RefSeq, a predicted model, not a curated record